Molecule: messenger RNA, 1506 nt
Organism: Paramecium tetraurelia
Lineage: Eukaryota; Ciliophora; Oligohymenophorea; Peniculida; Parameciidae
Exons: 7
Source: RefSeq, a predicted model, not a curated record
AUGAAUAUACCAGAAUCUUUAAUUCAAAAUAAUAGUUUGCAACCAGGAUAGUAAGUAAUCGGGGAUGGAUAGGAUUAAAAUAUUCAAACUGACUGCCAUAGGCAAAAUUAAGCGAGUAAGAAUAUUUUUAAUAAUGAAGAUGAGGCAAAUUUCAAAAUAUUGGUAACAUUAUUAAGUUAGAUUAGGCAAUUUCAAGUAAGAUAUUUAUAUUACUAUAUUGAGAAUGAUAUACAAAUGAUAGAGAAGAGUUUAAAACCAUUUUUUAUUCUUUAAUUUAUCGCAAUAACUCAUCGAUUUCCUAAUAAAAUAAUUAGAUUAGUUUAUAUUUUAUAAGGAGAUUAAGCCACUUCUUACUUUAUUAUAGAGAAGGGAUAAGUAGAAGUUAUAAUUAAUGAAAAAUAGAUUAUUUUGGAGAGAGAUUGCUUUAUUGUAUAAUACAACUAGAAGUGCAUCAAUUAAAACAUCACUGACUGUAAAUUUUGGAUGCUAGACGGAAUAACCUUUAGAAAGGCAGUUGAAUCUAUGAUGAAAGUAGGGUAUGAAGAGAAUAGAAAGUUUAUAAACAAAAUUGAAUAAUUCUCCUUUAUGACACCCUAAUAAAAAGAUUCAAUUGCGCAUUCAUUAAUUACUACUAAAUUUGAACCCGAAGGUUCAAUUGUGAAUGAAGGGGAUUAGGCAGAUUCAUUUUUAUAAUUAAGACAGGAACACUUGGAGUUUACGUAGGGAAUAAAUAAAUUAAUACUAUGGGUCCCUUAGACUGUUUUGGUGAACAAGCUUUAUAUCAUAAAAGACAAAGAGGAACAUCAGUAAAAGCUGUUACAGAAGUCAAAUGCUUAUCUUUGGGUAGAGAUAAUUUAACUAAGGUAUUGGGGGAUCACAUUUAGUUGUUUAUCCACAAAAAUAUUAUCAGAUGGACUAUUAUUUGGAAAAAGUGAUAUUUUAAAUUAAUUAAAGAAAUUACAUUAAGGAAAGAUUACAUAAGAAGCUUAGAUUUAGAAUUACAAUAAAGGGUCAGUUAUAUUGAAAAAAGAUACUAAAUUUGAAUAAUUAGUAAUUGUACUUGAAGGAUCUUUGUAAAGUGAUGAUGACAAAAUAGGAAAAGGAAAUUAUUUUGGCUAUUAAUUUCCGCCCAAAAAGAGAAAUAAUGAUAUAAUAAAAUCUUAGCAACGAUUUAAUUUACUUAAAUAUUUACAAUAUUUGGAGGCGAUUUUGAAAUAGCAAUCUAAGGAAAAUUUGAAAUACAAUAAUAAUACCUUCCUAUUAAAACAAACAAUUCUUAUAUUCAGAUAGAGAAUCUUAUCUUUAUUAAGAAAUUACCUCCAGUUUAAUCUAAGGUGCUUUAUUUAGUUAAGUAUAAAAUUAAAAUAAUUAUUAUGUACUGAAAUGCAUAAAUAUGGCUAAAAUUUUGUAGGAAAAAUUGCAAAAACAACUUUUAUAAGAGAAGAUAAUUCUAGAAAUUAGUAAUUUUCCAUUUAUUUUGGAAUUUACUAGAACAUUCAGAGAUGA